UGUGUCCCCGAGUAAGCCUUCUGGCGACACCGUGUUCCGUUUUACAAAUAGGCAGCAAUGCAGAGUCAGUAACGCAGCCUAAAGUUAGGUGGAAGGGAGCCUCCGAUGUACUCUGCAUUUAGGAUUUUUUUUACUCGGCAGUUAUCAGUGAGGACGGCGUCUUUAAGAAUACAGCAGGGUUUUAAAGAUAUAUUCUGUUCAAAGGAUUACAAAAUUAAGUGCUUCCGUGACUUAAAUAUAAAGUUAAGAUGGCUACUGUUUUCUGAAUAAACUAUCCAAACCAGAAAUUGGAAUUCUUAUCAAAAUGUUUUCUGGUUCAUCUUCAUCUGCCCCAGCAAAAAACACUUCUACUGUUGCAUUUGCUAUUCACAAUAUCUGCCAUCGACUAACUAGAAGAUCACAGGGAUUUUAUACCAAAGAUGCUGGAACUGUUUAUAGGAAAAACAUGGGUCUCUUGAGGAACCUAAUAUGCCAGGAGACAACAACAUUCAAGAAUGUUUGGACUAUACAUUCUUUAUCUCCAAUUUCUUAUCACAGUGGAAAAAUUUAUCUUGAUAAUUACCGGCAUUGUGUGAGCUGUAUUAUACCAAGAACGAUUUAUCAAAUGCCAAGAUGUCCUACCUCAGAAAAAAUAGAAGAUGCUUUAUUUUUGGAAUGCCCGAUGGGGGAAAUGUUGCCCAGGCCUUCAGACUACAAGCCUUCUUGGGCAGCUGUGACCGCUCACAACUGGCUUUUCCGUCUGUCUGCAAAUACAGGAGAGAUACUUGAAAAGGUGUACCUUUCUUCCCACUGCAAAUUCAGGUACUUAAGUUGGGACAUGCCUCAAGAGGUCAUGGCAAUAAAGUCAACUCAAGUAAAACGCUCAGCAGCUGCACGACAGACAGGCAUCCAGCAAUCUGUACUGUACUUUCUUGCUAUAUUCAAAGUUUGGCCACUUUCAUUUGUGGGUAUGCUGGAGCUUGACAAAAAGAUCUUUGGAAAUAGCAUGGCAGAUGUUUCAGUAUCUCAUGAAAUGCUGAUUGUAACGCACAGCACAGGUUAUGUCAGAUUGUAUAGCUUCCAGGCAAUCUCUGAACGGUUCAUGGAACACCCGGUGGAUUUGGGACAGGAAUACAGCUGGAAUGGCAACGUUGGGAUUGUGGGAAAAUAUCCUUUUGGCAUUCCAUGUAACAUUAAAAUAACAGACACUCCAGAUCUUCUUUUUGAAGUCUCAUCUCUCGAGAGCGCAUUUCAGAUUGGAGGAUAUCCUUGGCAUUAUAUCAUUACACCUAACAAGAGAAAUCAAGAAGGAAUCUUCCAUGUUUGUUCUUUAAAAGACCACACUUUGGCAAAGAAUGGCAUACAGGAUAUGAAAUGUUGUUCGCUGGAACCUGACAGGAUAUCUUUCCACCCUGACAGUUCAGGAAGGAUGCUACACGUGGGCCCAAAUUUAAUUAAAGUUCUGAAGUUGAAGGAAACUGAAAGUACCAAGCAGCAAGAAGUCACAGAGGAUUUUAUCAUAGAAGCCAACAGGGAAAAUAAGGUGAACAACUCUGUAACAGUAACAGCAUCUGGCCGAAUAGUGAAGAAGCGUUUUAAAUUAUUGGAUGAUGAUCCUGAGCAAGAGACCUUCAAAAUUGUCGACUAUGAAGAUGAACUGAACUUGCUAUCUGUUGUGGCUGUUACUCAGAUAGGAGCUGAUGGGGCAGCUCAUCUUGAUUUCCAUUGUAACGAGCAAGGUAUUCGGUUGAAGAGUUUUCCUUUUGUGGAACCCUGGGAUGUGAUAGACAACCAUGAAGUUCACUUUGAUAGACAUACAGUGCUGCACAUACAACAACAGCGCCACAGGAAAUUCAGCUGUCACGUAUACCAGAUGACCUGCAAUAUUGCAAAAGAUGACUAUGUAUAGAAAGGAAAAAGAAGAGGAUGUGCUUGGUCGAAAACUGGGGUGGGGGGGGGGAUGCUGAAUAUUUUUAGAUUUCACCUUGAUUUGGAGACUUCGUUGUGGGCCAUAUCUGAAGACGUGCAAGUCUCUUUUUAUGCAAUGUAAUAGUAGUAACUAUUCUUCUUUGUAUAAAUGUAAUUCUUUUUUAACUGCUUCUCAGCCUUUGGGAUAAGAUCAAAUGUACUGUAGUAUAAAUUACUUUUAAAUAUUUAUUUUUAAAAACACUCAAACGGCAAAAUUGUAAAUUGCCACAGAUGUGUAUAUAUACUGAAUUUUUUCUAAAAUACAGCUCUUUUGUAUUAAUAUUGGUUGGAGAAUUGUGCAGAAUGCAAAUUCAAACUACAUUUUUGCUGUCAUUAAAAAAAAUGGAAUUUAAAUCAC
Messenger RNA from Thamnophis elegans (Western terrestrial garter snake), 2305 nucleotides. RefSeq names its product DDB1 and CUL4 associated factor 17 (gene DCAF17). Gene Ontology annotation, biological process: protein ubiquitination. Lineage: Eukaryota; Metazoa; Chordata; Lepidosauria; Squamata; Natricidae. The coding region runs from base 305 to 1888 and encodes 527 amino acids. The transcript has 15 exons. The record is from RefSeq and is a predicted model, not a curated record. Gene Ontology annotation, cellular component: Cul4-RING E3 ubiquitin ligase complex.